Molecule: messenger RNA, 895 nt
Organism: Zophobas morio
Lineage: Eukaryota; Metazoa; Arthropoda; Insecta; Coleoptera; Tenebrionidae
Product: arfaptin-2-like
Exons: 9
Coding region: 322-801 (159 amino acids)
Cellular component (GO): trans-Golgi network membrane
Molecular function (GO): phospholipid binding; protein domain specific binding
Source: RefSeq, a predicted model, not a curated record
GUUAGAUACGAUUCGAAGGAAGUUACUGUCCCAAGCAAUAUCCAUACUGAAGAAAAAAGUCAAGUAGAAUUUCAAUCUUCUCCCAUAAAUGCUUAUCAACAGCCGCAAGUUAACGUUUCUAAAAAACUUUCUUCUGGAUUUCACUGGAGCGUCGAUCAGUAUAAGCAUACAAAGCAAUAUCUUCUAGAAAAGUUAGGAAAAGUCCCAAAAACUUUAAAUCCACAAUUAGUAGAACGCAUUACUUGCUUGAAACAAAAUAAACGAAAAUAUUCGGAACUGAGAAAAACUUAUACUUCACUUGCCAGGCAUUUUUCACGGGAAAUGGAACUACACAAUUCUUUGCAGAUGCAAAUGAACGAACUUUCACUACAAAAUCCCGAACUCCGUCCACAGUUUAAAACAUCUGCUGCUACAUACGGGUGCAUUGCUAAAAAUGCUGAAAAACUUAAAUUUUGCAUCGACACAUUCUUGACAGAUUUGGAAACUCUCCUUGAUAAAGCCAUUACAGAUGCGAUGGAGUCAGUAAAACUGUAUGAAACAUGCCGAUUGGAUUAUGAUAUUGUCAAACGAGAAUUUGAGACCGAAGGCCGCACGUGCAAUAGCGAACUUCAGGAAAAGAAAAGAAAAUUAAAUCAAGCAGAAGAGACGCUCAGAGUUAAAGUUGAUUUAUUAAAUCAGAACAGAAUAACAAGGCUGAAAAAACAUCUUCGUGUACUCAAUGAAGCAACUGUCGCUUUUUAUACGGGAAACGAAUUAGCGUUAAACAAAGCAAUCGAGAGCAUCACUUCCAACGUCGACUAACAAAUGUCAAUAAAAACAGAUUGGCUUCCUGCUAUUGGUGACUUUGCGAUGGGAGUGACCACGUGUUAUAAUUUUCUUUCAUUUUUUAAGCAGA